AUGCUCAAGAGCUCAAACCGCGGGAGUACUUCCAGCGCCAUCACGACGAAAAACACGGUGGCUCCGAGACCGCGCAUUGUUCCAACAGGACAGACACGAACCACUUCUGCGUCUCUACGUUCUGCCACGCUGACCACUUCCACGUCCGCGCGAUCCUCCCUCCUGGUCAACAACACCGAAUCCGAAAUGUCCACAUCGCUUCACGUGGCCAAGUCCACGGUCUCGACGAGGCAGAAGAGUUCACCUUGGUUCUGGCGUCGAAAGACCGUCUCGCGUCCGUUGCUCGUCCGAUCUGUGUCAACCAACAAAGACACCAGCGGCAGUUGGGCUUCCAGCGGCAACGCGGAUCGUCCGUCAUUGGACGAAGCCUACGAGUCCAAGACGUCCACACUCAGCUCCGCUGUGACCGUCGACGAGGUUCGAUCGAGUUGCGCGAACGCUAAUGUUGCCCGAAGUGCCUCGACACGCGAAGCUAAAGGCACGGGCGGGUUUUUGCGUUUCCUGCGAUCCAGUUUUGCAUCGCGUACGAAAAAAUCGCCAGAGGUCAGACCUGGAACUCCACCGUUGUCGAUGACUCACUCCGGCUUGGAAUGUCUCGCCAGCAAACAGGCCAGCAUCGCAAAAGUCUUCGCUGAUCCCAAUAAUCGCAUUUCAAGAAUUUCACAAUACACCAGUGAUGCAACUACCUUCAACAACACGGACAGUCUAGACUCACAGGACUCGCUGUCCAACAGUGACGACAAUCAACGAUUUCCAAGGACAACAAGACUCGACGCGGACAUUUUGUGCUUUCCAAACGAGGCGAUAAUAACGUCAAAGACGCCGGACAAGCCACCACCUCCAGCAGCCAAUAGGAAAGGAGGACGAAGUCAUUCGGCCAAUACGAGGCCUAUCCAUAACCACGUGGAACCGUCAUUUGGUAUCAUUGGUCGAGCAGUCAACGUCUAUUCAAAUGGGGUGGACUUGCGUACUUCUGGAGAACAGACAAGAAAUCCUGCCUAUGCAAGUGGCUACAUCAACGGACUACAACGACCCGCAUUUCCGUCGUCACAAAACCGGACUUUCUGUGACGGAUACAGCGUUGGCAGAUACGAAGGAUCCUCACAAAUGGGUUUUCGUAACGGAGCACCCACAAAUCCCCCAUCGACCAGUCCGAAAAGGUUUGAGGGUACCGCUUACCAAACCUACUAUUCCCAAUCUCACUUCAAUUACACCUUCUCAGAAGGCAAGAUCUACGAUCAGCCGCCACUGAGCGAACCAAUAGGAACGCCCCGAGCUGCAGUGAGGCUUCGCACGCACUCGAAUAGUCAUCAGAGAUUAAACAACGUUGCUGGCUCUCCACGACCACUUCCAGCCUGCCAGAUUCUCUACGAAGGUCCGCAGCACAAGAUGAUCUUCCCCGUGCCUGCAACGGCGCCAGCUGUUAGACGAUCCUUUGGCAGAAAUGGGAAUAGCAGUAAUUACGAAAGUGAGGACGCGAGUGUGGAAGAGGAAGAUGAUGAAGAAGAAGAAGGGGAGAGGGCUGGUGGAACGCUGUCUCGCCAGAAACCCACACCGCCUUCGUUCUGUUCUACUAAUCACUACUCGCGAGAGAGUCUUCAUCGCGUCGAUGCACACGAGAAGACCCCCGUUCCCAUGGCAACGGCCUCAGCGAUGCAAGUUUAUGUGGCUUCGCCGGUUCCCAAUUUGCCCCAACCAGCGCCCAAGUCGAAAGCACGUCUCGGUAGAAGACAGACCGUCGGUGCACCAAUUAAAUCGAUUCAGCCAAUCACAACGCCGAAUUCUACUCCCACCACACCUUUCGAGGGGUCUCUUCAGCGUAUUCGGUGGACAUGCCUCCAGCAAGCCCGAUUUGACGAGUUCAGCAUCCGUGAGCUCCGUCGACAGCAGUUGGGUGGGGUCACUGAGCAAAACGCCAUCCAAUCACGGACUUUUUCGCCUCCCAAUUUGGCGUCGAUCUUCGGCUGUCUUCGGCCGUCCUGCCUGAAACGCGUCGCAAGACCUGACCUAGAGAAUGAACGCCAUCGCGACACGUCGCUCCGGAUCACCAUCCACGAGUCAAAAAACCUUCCCUCGCAUCAACGAUAUUUCUGUGAUAUUUGUUUGGACCGGAAGCUGUACGCACGAACAACUAGCAAACUCUCCAAGGAGACCGUGUUCUGGGGCGAAUUUUUUGAUUUAAACAACCUCGCGGAGCUCAAUUUCAUCACGAUUAACUUGUACCGCGAGGCGGAUUCCACCAAAGAACCCUCCAAACGCAGAAAGUCGAACAAAGGCCAAAACCAACUCGUCGCCUUCCUAACAUUGGCUGUGGCCGAUCUCACAGCUAAACACGAAACUCAACGAUGGCAUGCAAUGACACCGGCAUCGAUGCUACCAUCGAACGAGUCCCUAUCGACGGCCCCUCUGGCCCAAAUACCCUCCAGUCGACAAUCAGCAGGGUUCUUCAGCCUUACAGACGCCGUCUCCACCCUAAGCAGCCCAGAUUCGAGUGCCAACAUGGCGGUGACGUCGACGGCGGCGAAACGAUCGAUAUCGGUUGCUGGUUCGACCCCGUUCGCUCGAAUGCGCAAACUCUCGCGACAGACCCUCGGGGGUAGCGACACCAAGAUGAAUGGCUCGUCUUUCGGCAGCGCGUCAGCGGGCAACAUGGACUGUCUGCCGCAGAUUCGCCUGGCAGUGCAGUAUCAAUCGAUCGACGUGUUACCCCUGGGCUACUACGACGACCUGAGGAAGCUCGUAGUGGACAAAUCUCUCCCGUUUGUGCAACAUCUGGAGCCAUUGCUGCAAACGAAGAGGAAGGAGGAAAUUGCUCGAUGUCUCGUUAACAUCCACGAGAAGGCUCCAGAAAGCAAUAUUGCCACCUUCCUGGCCUCCUUAGUCGAUCGGGAGUUGGAUUCUUACGACAAUCUCUCACUUCUUUUCCGUUCAAAUUCGAUUGGAUCGAAGGCAGUGGAGAGUUACAUCAAACUUGUCGGAACGGAGUACCUUCAAAGGCUCUUCCGAGGUUUCAUCGAAAGUCUGAUUGCCUCGCCAGAAGACCUUGAGGUGGAUCCGUCCCGUCUGGCCCACCAGACGACGACGACGACCUCCCUGUCCACCUCCGAUGGAAGCUCUUCCAGCGCCAGCGGAGACGUUGAUUCCACCCUUCAACGCAACCAGACGGCGCUGACUAACUUGGUGAAAGCAGUCUGGCAGCGACUGCAGGCCAGUCUCGAAUACUUCCCAGCCGACCUACGCGAGACACUGGCGUCGAUUCGUCGAACAGUGGAACUGCGUCACGGCAAAGAAGUCGGCGAUCAGCUGGUGUCUGGUUGUCUGUUUCUGCGCUACCUCUGUCCCGCGAUCCACGGUCCGACCCUCUUCGGUCUAACCAAUGCCAUUCCCGACGACCCACGGGUGUCGCGGAACCUCACCCUCCUCGCCAAGGUGCUCCAGACCAUCGCCAACUUCUCGCAUUUCGAAGCUAAGGAGAAUUACAUGCGUUUUCUCAACGGCUUUGUGCAAUCAAUGCAGGAGGAGAUGCACCACUUCCUGCGCGCUGUCUCCACCUACGAUGACGGUCCUGGCGCCGAAUCCGACAUCUGGAAGAAGCGGAAGGCCAACACCUACAACUGCCACGGUAACAUCGACCUCGGCUAUGAACUCACCAUCCUCUAUCGCCACCUCGUGUCCAUUCUUGAGGAACACCCAAAGGUUCCAGAAGUUCUAAGCGAGUUGCCAGAGAUUUUGACUUCGAUUAGUCUCAUGUUUUCAACACCGCCGCUGCGCAGAAGCAUAUCCGGUCUGGGCGGAUCGAUGAGACUCUCGACGACACCGUCUCUGGACGACUCGGCAGCAGCGCGUAGAGCUGCUGCCUUCCGUUUCCACAGUUCCACCACCCCACCGGUUAUCGACGGCCUUCAGCCGAUCCCCGCUGAACAGUCUUCAACUCCUGUCUCUUUCUACACCCCUGGAAAUGAUUUUACACCAAAAUGCACGUCUUCCGAAGGCCUGAGAGGCAGCAGCUUCGAGAAUAGCCCGGUGUUGUCGGAAUGUCAGCCGCGACAGCAGGUCUUCUUUGGGGAGAACUUCGAGUCCAACGGUGAUCCAUCACGCGGUGACCUUGAAUCCAUCUCUGAAACCGAGGGACAAUCGACAAAGCUUGUGCCCACAACUCCUCCCCCACCUGCCUCUCAGCCCAUUCGACCACCCCAAGGAGUGAGAAGCGAAAUUUUCACACCCCUGCAAAGAUCCUCCUCACGUGGAGCUCUCCUCUCAGCCCCCAGAAUAUCCACUCUCAGGGGUUCCACUACGCUGCCCUCACAGAAGACCUCAACUGGUACAGAACCCGUCGUGCUCAAUUUCCCACCGCCACCAGCUUCCAUACCGACAUCGUCUCUCGUGCCGAAAGAUGCCGGCCUUGGAGGUAGUCCAACAAACAUUCGGAUGGGAACUAGGGCUCUUCGAAUGUCCAGGGAGCGAGAUCUAACAGGAAAUCUUGAGACUGAUGAAAAACGCGGAAGCAUUCAAAUAUCCACGGUUCCAGUGAUCCUCCAGUGCGACAAGUCCACGGCUGCCGCAGGCCGGAUGGCAGGCAGUGUGCAGUCGGUCGAAUCGACAAGCAGUUCAUCCUCGCUCUCCCUCAUCCCCGCUUCUGGCCCCUCCACCACCAACACAGCCAAUCAGAGCGCGAUGCUGCUAGCCGAGAAUCCGCACUACUUCGAGGCCCCACGCAACGAGGCGCCAGCAGACCAGCCGACCUUCAUGUCCACGCCGGCCUCAGUUCAGCGGCGGUACCGCGGCGACAGCGCCAGCAACAACCCCGCUCUCCUCAACAAGGUUCACAGCCUCCUGUUUGGCGAGGGUCAGAAUGAGUAUCAAAAUGUGCAGGGCAUGACAAGGAUCUACCCGGAGCACCAGUCAUUGGAAUCAAGCAAUCUGGAGGCGCUGGAACGAAGGCAAUGUCUGGAGUUCGAGGCUUUUAAACUUCGGGCGAUGGAAGACCACUUGAGCAAGGAGCGGAAGGACAUCCAGAGCGUGGUCGCCUCGAAUAUGCGGAUAAUCGACAGUCAAGAACGCUGCAUCAACGACCUGAUUGAGGAGAUCAACCGACUGCAAGCCCUACGCCACAAUCCCGACGCGUCAUCCUCCAAACGUGCAACGUCGACGACCACGACGACGCCGCCGCACCUCAUCGACAUGACCUCCUCCCUUGGACGAAGUGUUCCAAGUCCCCAACGACAGCCUCCUUCACAUCGAUUUUGA
Molecule: messenger RNA, 5247 nt
Organism: Mesocestoides corti
Lineage: Eukaryota; Metazoa; Platyhelminthes; Cestoda; Cyclophyllidea; Mesocestoididae
Source: the annotation of a GenBank genome assembly